Corvus hawaiiensis (hawaiian crow) is the source of this 3103-nucleotide messenger RNA. It is a transcript of the gene SNX6, whose product is annotated as sorting nexin 6. Gene Ontology annotation, biological process: intracellular protein transport. Gene Ontology annotation, molecular function: phosphatidylinositol binding. The transcript has 15 exons. Bases 28 to 1242 code for a protein of 404 amino acids. The record is from RefSeq and is a predicted model, not a curated record. Lineage: Eukaryota; Metazoa; Chordata; Aves; Passeriformes; Corvidae. Gene Ontology annotation, cellular component: endosome.
GGCGGGCGCAGAGCGCCGCGAGCAGCCAUGAUGCAGGAAGGCUCGGACGACGGCCCAGAUUUCCUCUCGGAGGAGGACCGAGGUCUUAGAGCAAUAAAUGUAGAUCUCCAGACCGAUGCUGCUCUGCAAGUGGAUAUCUCAGAUGCACUCAGUGAGAGGGAUAAAGUAAAAUUCACGGUCCAUACAAAGAGUUCCUUACCAAAUUUCAAACAAAAUGAAUUUUCUGUUGUCCGGCAACAUGAAGAGUUUAUUUGGCUUCAUGAUUCUUUUGUUGAGAAUGAGGACUAUGCUGGCUAUAUUAUUCCACCAGCACCACCCAGGCCUGACUUUGAUGCCUCCAGGGAGAAACUGCAGAAACUUGGAGAAGGGGAAGGAUCAAUGACUAAAGAAGAAUUCACCAAGAUGAAACAAGAACUGGAAGCUGAAUAUUUGGCAAUAUUCAAGAAGACAGUUGCAAUGCAUGAAGUGUUUUUGUGUCGCGUGGCAGCACAUCCUAUUUUGAGAAAGGACUUAAAUUUCCAUGUAUUCUUGGAAUAUAAUCAGGAUUUGAGUGUUCGUGGGAAAAAUAAGAAAGAGAAACUUGAAGACUUCUUCAAAAAUAUGGUUAAAUCAGCAGAUGGUGUCAUUGUUUCAGGAGUAAAGGAUGUGGAUGACUUCUUUGAACAUGAGAGAACAUUCCUUGUAGAAUAUCACAAUCGAGUCAAAGAUGCCUCUGCCAAAUCUGAUAAAAUGACGAGAUCACAUAAAAAUGUGGCGGAUGACUAUAAUAGAAUUGGUUCUUCAUUAUAUGCAUUAGGAACGCAGGACUCCACAGACAUAUGCAAGUUUUUUCUGAAGGUGUCAGAGUUAUUUGACAAAACAAGGAAAAUAGAGGCUCGGGUAUCUGCUGAUGAAGAUCUUAAACUUUCUGAUCUUCUGAAAUACUACCUUAGGGAAUCUCAAGCUGCUAAGGAUCUCCUAUAUAGAAGAUCUAGGUCACUAGUGGAUUAUGAAAAUGCUAAUAAGGCAUUGGAUAAAGCAAGAGCAAAAAAUAAAGAUGUGCUGCAAGCUGAAACUACUCAGCAAAUAUGCUGUCAGAAAUUUGAGAAAAUUUCUGAAUCGGCAAAACAAGAACUGAUAGACUUCAAGACAAGAAGAGUUGCAGCCUUCAGAAAAAAUCUGGUGGAACUAGCAGAACUGGAAUUAAAGCAUGCUAAGGAAGUGGUUUCUCCUGUUAUCCAGAUUUUGGGACUUGAUGUAUAGGAUAUUAAGCAUGAGAUCACACUGGCCUGUCUGGGUAACUUACAACUUCUGCAGAGCUGCCUGGCAGUGUUAAAUGGUGACACAUAAGCUACGUUCCGUCCUCCCACUAACAAGGGCUGCCCUCCUCUGGAUUUUGUUUUCAUGACUUUAAAUAGGCAUUUACAGUUCCCUGGAGAAAACAUUUGACAAAGUGCACAUAAGCAAGCUUCUUCUUUCAAAAGAAUUAAACAUCUGAAAGUAGCUCCAGACUAUACGAACGGCAUACUUGUUAUACAUACAUAUUCAUGUUUAUUUAAUCAUUAUAUGCUUUCAUUGUUCAGAAACCAAAUGCUCGGGUUUUGUGAAAAUAGCCAAUAUAAUAAUGUUCAUGUUACAAAUAUUAUGAUACGGCUGCAAUCUUAUUUACCUUUGUAAGUAAUUUCUGAAGUUCACCAUUUGAAGCACAUUGUUCAAAUGGCCUAAAUAUUACCAUUAGAUAUUUGAAUAUUGUUACUAUAAUGACAUUGUAUACACUGUCUUAGUUUUUUUCCAUGUACUUAUAUCAAAAAACUUAUCUUUUUUUGAAUUGUGAACAUUUCUUAGAAAUUUUGGAGAACUUUGUGUAACCUUUAUAACUAUGAUUUAAAAAGAAAAGCAGAUGCAUUAGUAUGUUUGCCUUAACUUGUAGACUAAUCAAAUUAUUGUAAAAUAAACCAUGAAAUCAGUGAUUUUUCUAAAAUCAUGAAGACACUGUAUUAUAUACACAUCUGUAAGCUUAGUACUUUCUAGUAAAUUAGAUUAAUUUGUUUUUUUCUGGAUUCACCAUGUAAAAACCUUUGACUAAGUAUUGGAUUGGUCUGACACUACUUGCCCAGUACUUUUUCACUUGCAUUCUCAGGUUUUAUCUGUUUCUCUGUGACUUUCCAGUCCAGUGUACCUAAAUUGUUUCGAGCUUAGUGGCUGACUCUGCAAUUUCUUUGGCAGAAAUACAUUUGAGAGAACCUCUUGGAUUUCUUCCCGGAAAGGGGAAACAGUAGCAGAAGGGAGUUCAGAAGGUGCAUAAAGUAUCAGUGAAAAGUAAUACUGCCCCACUGUGAUACAGAUAAAACAUUUUGCUUCAGGAAAAAAAUGAAGGUAUCCCCUAUAAAGGAAUGUGUGAAAAGAGUCUCAUUCUGCUAACUGGACUUAAGACAUAGAGCUGUGAAUCCAAUAUCAUUAGUUGUAAUGAUGGGUCUCUCUUACUUGAACCAUGAACCUUUUUCAGAGGUGCUGUUAUGUUGUGUAAUUUCAGGAUGUCAUAAAAUUAGGCUUGACUUGAUGAAUCGCUCUUCACAGUGGGAUUGCUGCUUUGUGUGUGUUUGUAGGCCUUCAGUGGAGCAUCGAAUUUUGGGUGAAUGGUAUGGUUGGAAAUGCAGAUCAGUGUAAGUCAAUGUCUCUGUGAUUACAGAUGCCCUGUACUGCCACACACAGGUGCGUGGUUUGUUUCGUUUUCCUCAAAUAGGGUGCAUUGCAGUAUAGUAUACUUACCCUGCUGCCUUGCACAUUAAAACACUGCAAAGGCAGAGAACUUUGCAUUGUGCGUUUAUUUGUGUACUCAUCACCUCAGGCUUCCAUGACCAGUGCCCAGUGGCUCUUGGCAACUUACCUAGUACAGAGAGUAUUCCCAGCAAUCCCUACUACAAAACUGUGCUGUUCAUCUUCAGAUGUAACAGGUAUAAUUCCUAAGGAACUCAUCUAUAAAUAGACUAUAAGGGACAAAGAUGACAAUGUAUAUAUAGUUAACAAUAUUGUAAAUAUUUUAAGUAGGAUGUGGGAACAGUUUUUAGAUUAGUCCUCGCUGUUGAGUGUUACUAAAUCAUUAAAUUUUUUCCAAGCCUCUUGG